AAUACGCAUCAAAAUGAUGUCCCGCUCAGCCACAGGACGUUUGAGAGCACUGACUCAAACCACUGCUAGAAUUGUCGCCACCCGACCCAACGUACUCAGAACAGUGGCCGUGCCUAUCUUGAACGCCACACGUCUCUACACUACAACUGUCGUUCCUUCCACCAAAAAGGUCAUUCCUUACACGGUCGAUAAGUUCCCUGGGCACGUUAGAAACGAGAACUUUAAAAAGAUUACCGAGCAAGACGUCGACUUCUUCAAGUCUCUUCUUGGUGAAACCGGUGUUGUGUACAAAAAUGAAGAUGACCUAUUCGCCUUUAACACCGACUGGAUGAAUAAGUUCCGUGGAAAGUCUCAAUUGGCAUUGAAGCCCAAGACCACCCAGCAAGUGUCUGCUAUCAUGAAGUACUGCAACGACCAAAAGAUUGCUGUCGUACCACAGGGUGGAAAUACCGGUCUGGUCGGUGGAUCUGUACCAUUAUUUGACGAAGUUGUUUUGAGCUUGCAAAACAUGAACAACAUUCGUGGAUUUGAUGAUGUUUCAGGUGUUCUUAGUGCUGAUGCAGGUUGCGUUCUUGAAGUCUUGGAUAAUUGGUUGGGUGAGAAAGGUUACAUGAUGCCUUUGGAUUUGGGAGCAAAGGGAAGUUGUCACAUUGGAGGCAACAUUGCCACUAAUGCUGGUGGUCUGCGUUUGUUGCGCUAUGGUUCUCUUCAUGGAACUGUCUUGGGAUUAGAAGUAGUUUUACCCGAUGGUACCAUUCUCGACAACAUGGCUACCCUUCGCAAAGACAAUACUGGCUAUGACUUGAAGCAAUUGUUUAUUGGAUCAGAAGGAACUAUUGGUGUUGUUACUGGUGUAUCUAUCCUCACACCCCAUCGUUCAAAGGCUGUCAAUGUUGCUCUUCUUGGAUUAAACUCAUUUGAAGACGUCCAAAAGGCAUUCACACACUCUCGCAAGGAACUUUCUGAAAUUCUUUCGGCAUUUGAAUUCUGGGAUAUCAAUGCUCUCGAAAUGUUCAAGAAGCACGCUGUUACUAAAGCUGCCAUGGAAAACGAGUACCCCUUCUAUGUUUUGGUUGAAACUAGUGGAUCGAACAAGGACCAUGAUGAUGAGAAAUUGAACAACUAUCUUGAAAAAAUGAUGGAGAACGAAGUGGCACAAGAUGGUGUUGUUGCACAGGACGAGACCCAGAUCCGUAGCUUGUGGGCAAUUCGCGAGGGCUUCACUGAGGCGUUGGGUAAAGAGCCAGCUGUGUACAAGUACGACAUCUCUAUGCCUGUGCCCAAGAUCUAUGAGUGUGUAGAGGAUAUGAGAGCUCAUUUGACUCAGGGUGGUGUUUUGGGUAAACCUGACUCGGCUGUUAUUGAUGUCGUGGCAUAUGGUCACGUUGGAGAUGGAAACCUGCAUUUGAACAUUGCUGCUAACCGUCACGACAAGAAGACCUCUGAGUUGAUUGAACCUUAUUUGUUUGAGUGGGUUGCCAAGCACAAGGGAUCCAUUAGUGCUGAGCAUGGUUUGGGUGUGGCUAAGAAUGAGUUCUUGGGGUACUCAAAGUCUCCUGUCAUGAUCAAUAUGAUGAAGACUAUCAAGAACCUGUUUGAUCCCAAUGGAAUUAUGAACCCUUACAAGUAUCUUCCUACCAAAUAGACGACUUUUUAUACCUUUGUAGAUUAUUAGGAUGGUCAAGUAUUAUUAUUAUUAUUAUUAUUAUUAUUACUAUUAUCAUUGUUACUGUUACUGUUAUUAUUAUUAUUAUUUCUGCUUUAUUAUAAUUGUUUAUUCUAUCAAAAUAAUUACAAGGGCUAUAGACUGUAAGAAACAACAACAAC
Molecule: messenger RNA, 1827 nt
Organism: Phycomyces blakesleeanus NRRL 1555(-)
Lineage: Eukaryota; Fungi; Mucoromycota; Mucoromycetes; Mucorales; Phycomycetaceae
Exons: 12
Coding region: 14-1645 (543 amino acids)
Cellular component (GO): mitochondrion
Molecular function (GO): FAD binding; catalytic activity
Source: RefSeq, a predicted model, not a curated record